GCAAGAGGGGGGUGGAGAGGGGGAGGAGGGAGAGGAGGAGGAGGAGGGGGGAGAAGAACAGGGUGCGUCGCCGAUAAGACCAUGAGGAAAUUUAACAUCAGGAAGGUGUUGGACGGCCUGACAGCGGGCUCGUCUUCCUCCUCUUCGGCUACCUCCUCCUCGCAACAACAGCAGACUGCAACGCGGGAGAAUGACAUCCAGGAGACCCUACAGUCCGAGCACUUUCAGCUCUGCAAGACUGUACGCCAUGGUUUCCCCUAUCAGCCUUCAGCCUUGGCUUUUGAUCCUGUUCAGAAGAUCCUUGCUGUUGGGACACAGACUGGAGCUUUAAGGCUAUUUGGUCGUCCAGGAGUUGAAUGCUACUGCCAACAUGAUAGUGGUGCUGCAGUAAUUCAGCUUCAGUUUCUGAUCAAUGAGGGAGCCCUUGUGAGUGCCUUGGCUGAUGAUACCCUACACUUAUGGAACUUGCGUCAGAAGAGGCCUGCUAUACUUCAUUCUUUAAAAUUUAACAGAGAAAGGGUAACAUUUUGUCAUCUGCCUUUCCAGAGUAAAUGGCUGUAUGUGGGUACUGAAAGAGGAAAUAUACACAUUGUCAAUGUAGAAUCCUUCUCUCUCUCAGGCUAUGUCAUCAUGUGGAAUAAAGCCAUUGAACUUUCAUCCAAGUCUCAUCCUGGGCCUGUUGUCCAUAUUAGUGACAAUCCAAUGGAUGAAGGCAAGCUCUUGAUUGGUUUUGAAUCAGGAACAGUGGUACUAUGGGAUCUCAAAUCCAAGAAAGGAGAAUACAGAUACACACAUGAUGAGGCAAUCCAUUCUGUAGCUUGGCAUCACGAAGGAAAACAGUUUAUUUGUAGCCAUUCAGAUGGCACCUUGACUAUAUGGAAUGUAAGGAAUCCUACCAAGCCAUUGCAGACAAUCACUCCACAUGGAAAGCAGGUAAAAGAUGGAAAGAAGCCAGAGCCUUGUAAACCUAUUCUUAAAGUGGAAUACAAAACUACCAGAGCAGGAGAACCUUUUAUCAUCUUAUCAGGUGGUUUAUCAUAUGACACUGUAGGGAGGAGGCCCUGUUUAACAGUUAUGCAUGGAAAGAGCACUGCUGUUUUAGAAAUGGAUUAUUCAAUAGUUGAUUUUCUAACCCUCUGUGAAACUCCAUACCCUAAUGAUUUCCAAGAGCCAUAUGCUGUGGUCGUUCUUCUAGAAAAAGAUUUAGUGCUAAUUGAUCUUGCACAAAAUGGGUAUCCUAUAUUUGAAAAUCCCUAUCCAUUGAGUAUACAUGAAUCUCCAGUCACUUGUUGUGAAUAUUUUGCUGACUGCCCUGUGGACCUUAUUCCAGCACUUUAUUCAGUUGGGGCUCGACAAAAGCGUCAAGGUUAUAGUAAAAAGGAGUGGCCUAUCAAUGGUGGUAACUGGGGUUUAGUCACACAGAGUUAUCCAGAAAUCAUCAUUACUGGACAUGCUGAUGGAUCAAUUAAGUUCUGGGAUGCUUCUGCAAUAACAUUGCAGGUGCUAUACAAAUUAAAAACAGCAAAAGUCUUUGAAAAAUCUCGAAAUAAAGAUGACAGGCCCAGCACAGAUAUUGUAGAUGAAGACCCAUAUGCCAUUCAGAUCAUCUCAUGGUGUGCAGAAAGCAGAAUGCUCUGCAUAGCAGGAGUUUCUGCACAUGUCAUUGUAUAUAGAUUCAGUAAACAAGACAUUACAACAGAAGUUAUUCCGAUGCUUGAAGUACGGCUGUUGUAUGAAAUAAAUUACAUAGAAUCCCCAGAUCCCGAGCAAUUACCACCACUGCCUACUCCAAACACAGGUUCCAAUCCACAGUCCAUUGCACCCCAGUCUCACCCAUCUACUAGUAGCAGCUCAUCUGAUGGGCUUCGUGAUAAUGUCCCAUGUUUAAAAGUUAAAAACUCUUCCCUCAAGCAGUCUCAAGGCUAUCAGGUUGAACUGGUUAUUCAGUUAGUAUGGGUGAGUGGAGAACCUCCUCAGCAAAUAACGAGCCUUGCAAUCAAUUCUGCCUAUGGCUUAGUAGUAUUUGGCAAUUGUAAUGGUAUCGCAAUGGUUGAUUACAUCCAAAAAACUACCCUCUUAAACCUUGGCACCGUUGAAUUGUAUGGCUCUAAUGAUCCUUAUAGAAGGGAACCUCGAUCGCCACGUAAAAGCAGACAGCCAUCUGGAGCAGGUCUUUGUGACAUUAAUGAAAGUACAACUGUGCAAGAGGAUCGUUGCAAAUCACCCACCUCAGGUUCUGGUUCUCCCAACAAUUCUGAUGAUGAUCAAAAAAUGAAUAAUUUUAUAGAAAAGGUGAAGACCAAAGGCAGAAAGUUUUCCAAGAUGGUAGCCAGUGAUAUAGCAAAGAUGUCUAGAAAAUUAAGCUUACCAACUGAACUGAAACCUGAGUUAGAUGUUAGAGACAACUCCUUCAGCCGAUCCAGGAGUUCUAGUGUAACAAGCAUUGAUAAAGAAUCUCGAGAAGCAAUCUCAGCUCUUCAUUUCUGUGAGACUUUCACACGGAAAGCUGAUACAGCACCUUCACCAUGCUUAUGGGUUGGAACAACGUUGGGCACAGUAUUAGUCAUUGCAUUAAAUUUACCCCCAGGAGGAGAACAAAGACUACUUCAGCCAGUAAUUGUAUCUCCCAGUGGAACUAUUCUGAGGCUUAAAGGAGCAAUCUUGAGAAUGGCUUUUUUGGACACCACAGGAUCAUUAGUUCCACCAGCAUAUGAAACCUGGAGAGAACCCAAUGUUCCUGAAGACAAGGAUGAAAAGGAUAAAUUGAAAAAACGCCGACCUGUCUCAGUAUCUCCUUCAUCCUCUCAGGAAAUCAGUGAAAACCAAUAUGCAGUGAUAUGUUCAGAAAAGCAAGCAAAAGUGAUUUCACUGCCCUCACAAAACUGUACUUAUAAGCAGAAUAUAACAGAGACUUCAUUUGUCCUACGUGGAGAUAUAGUGGCACUGAGUAACAGUAUCUGUCUUGCUUGUUUCUGUGCCAAUGGACAUAUAAUGACUUUUAGUUUGCCAAGUUUAAGGCCUCUGCUAGAUGUAUAUUACUUACCACUUACCAACAUGCGGAUAGCCAGAACAUUUUGUUUCACCAACAACGGCCAAGCAUUAUAUCUUGUUUCACCUACUGAAAUUCAGAGAAUCACCUAUAGUCAAGACACAUGUGAAAAUCUGCAGGAAAUGUUGGGAGAGCUAUUCACACCAGUAGAAACACCGGAGGCACCAAACAGAGGGUUCUUCAAAGGCCUGUUUGGAGGUGGUGCACAGUCACUGGACAGAGAGGAGUUGUUUGGAGAAUCAGCUGCUGGAAAGGCAUCAAGGAGUCUUGCCCAGCACAUUCCAGGUCCUGGUGGUAUUGAAGGGGUCAAAGGAGCAGCAUCUGGAAUAGUUUGCGAAUUGGCCCGAGCCAGAAUAGCACUAGAUGAAAGAGGGCAGAAGCUGGGUGAGCUAGAAGAACGAACAGCAGCUAUGUUAGCCAGUGCUGAUUCUUUCUCAAAGCAUGCACAUGAGAUGAUGCUGAAAUGCAAAGAUAAGAAAUGGUACCAGUUCUGACAACACAUUUUAAAAUGUUUCUGUGUAACUUUACCAUGAAGGGGGGAAAAAAUUUCAUUAACUUCUGCAGGAUCAGCAGAACUAGAAGGAUGUCAGCCAAUGUAUCCUGAUGUUUCCUAGCACAAAUCACACACUGUUUUACCUCAGUCAUACAGCUUUAAACUGAGGAUCGUUCUGUUUAAAACUGACACCCACAUAGUGUGUGUUACCUAUACUGGGAGCUUGGGAACAGAGUUGUUAAAGAGAACACAUGGACAAAAAAUAAAAUUCGGUAUCAGAUGAACAGGGGCACUGCAGGAUCUAUCCUGUGUUAAUAUUCCAUAUGCCAAAUGUUUUGUGCUAUCGUUGUUGCUGCCAGUGUUUCACCCUCCUGUAGGAGGAUGCAAUAAGUCAGGGGUCCAAGAGCUUGAAAACAGUUGUUCAACUUACAGGACUACUAGUAACUGAUCUACACCUUCCCUCCUUAGAGCACAUCAUAAUAAUUGUUACUAGAGAUGACUUUCUCUGCUACCAACUCUCUGAUCUGAUAAACUGGAAGUAUGUGAGCUCUGCCCUGAAUAUAUACAUAUAUAACAUGCACUUGAAGUUUUCUUGGACCCCUGAUCUAGUGUUCUUGUAUUUGCAACCUCACCCUGUUGAUAUGUUCAGAAUUCAUGAUAAGCCAUGAUUUAUCAUGAUGAGAAUGGCCCAUGAUGAGCCUGGGACUUGUGCAGUCUCCCCCUCUUCUCAUUUCUUAAUAUGGCCAUGAAGAUGUGUUCAGAAGCUUUUUCUUCACUUUUUCAUAAACUGCAACUUGUCAUUUUAUCUAUAUCAAAAAACUUGUGGUUAAAAUUAUGAACUUUAUUUUGGUGGCUUGGACUUGAUUAAAUGCUUUACGUUUUUGAAAAUAGUCAUCUUCAUGCAAUAUGAUUUGAAGCUGGCUUAUUUCAGCAAACUGUAAUUAUCUGCCACAGCAGAGUUCAGACUUAAUGCUAAUCUGAUACAUUAAAUUUCCCUAUAUCCUCCUAGCUGCCUGAGGAAGGAGGAGGGACAAUGUGAGUCCAAGGUUCACAAAAGCUCAUUCUUGUCGUAAUAAGCCAUGCUAUAUUAUGAUCAUGGAAAGCAGCCAAUGCCAAGUGCAAAACAAGAGGAUAGGUUACUUUCGCAUUGUAAAAAAAAGGGAUUGAACUGAACAUUAUGCUGAAAGUUUUCAUUUGUGUUAUGGCUAUGUGGUGUGAAAAGUUUUCUUUAAAGUUCCAGUAAUAAGAAAAAUAUUUGUCAUCUUUUAGAUACCUAUUUUUCCCCUGCAAAUAUGGUUGGGUCAAUUUAUAUAAUAUUUUGAUAUGAUUACCGACUGGUUAAUUCAUGUUGUACAUCUUUUUAGUGUGUUUAAUAGAAUGUAUUUGUGCAAGCACUUAAGAUCUACCAGAAAUGUAACCAGCUUACAUGCCCAAUCAGAAAAUACUUGCAAGGUCAUAUAGUCUGAAAUCUGGGUAGUGUUGAGCUUUGAGAUACAACUUGAUGGAUAUUAGCAAGCAUUUUGUUAUCAACUGUAUUAAGCUAAAUUAGCUUUAGACAUUUUUCAGAUAUACUUCAAACCUAUCAGCAAAGAGGUUGUCUCCAGAAUCCAUUUACCUGGAAGAAAUUCAUGUUGAUUGAAAUUAAAUUCCUUCUGUGGCAGUGUUCUAAAGUUCACUGCAUGAAUUACACAAAAGUUAAAAUCAGGGUAAGUUGUUUCCAAGACAUAGCACUAAAAACAAAAUAUUAACAUUAGCAUUUUACCACUUCAGCAACUUGUUUCCUAUUUAGAUUUGUAUGAGAUGAGGGAUUUAAGACGUGCCAAACUGAAGCAGUAUAUUUUUAGCAAAUAAAGGCUGCACCAAAGCCAUAAUAUAAUAAGAAUAGAAAGGAUUUAUUUAAAAAAUAUUUAGAAAAAUGAGAAUUCUUUGUCAUGCUAGAAACUGGAAAUAGUAACUUACUUGUGAUCAUUUGCAAAGAGCCUUAACUAGUUUAGGCUUAUUUUGUAAGCAAGUGCCAGUGAGAGGUUUGGGUAUUAUUUUCCUAAACUUGAUUGUACUGUGUAUGUGUUGAAUGGGUUGUCUGAUUCGUAUGUGAUAAACAUACAAUUUUGAAGUGUAUAUUCAGCAGUGCUCUAUGAAGCUAGUUUAUUUUUGCUCAAAGCAAAUUAUUUCGUUAAACAUUUGCACGGUGUAUAAUGCAAUCUAGGUUGAAAAUAUUACUGACUGACCUUACCCAGUCUGGUCUUUUAAAGCCAAAAAGACUUGCUUCUAAAUAAAUUUGAUUUAGAAUUA
Messenger RNA from Pogona vitticeps (central bearded dragon), 5834 nucleotides. It is a transcript of the gene STXBP5, whose product is annotated as syntaxin binding protein 5. Gene Ontology annotation, cellular component: plasma membrane; cytoplasm; SNARE complex. The record is from RefSeq and is a predicted model, not a curated record. Gene Ontology annotation, biological process: exocytosis; Golgi to plasma membrane transport. Gene Ontology annotation, molecular function: syntaxin binding; GTPase activator activity; myosin II binding. Lineage: Eukaryota; Metazoa; Chordata; Lepidosauria; Squamata; Agamidae.